This is a messenger RNA of Aspergillus terreus NIH2624, 939 nucleotides long. Its product is annotated as trans-2-enoyl-CoA reductase (NADPH) TSC13. The coding region runs from base 1 to 939 and encodes 312 amino acids. The record is from RefSeq and is a predicted model, not a curated record. Gene Ontology annotation, molecular function: oxidoreductase activity, acting on the CH-CH group of donors. NCBI's taxonomy places the organism in Eukaryota, Fungi, Ascomycota, Eurotiomycetes, Eurotiales, Aspergillaceae. Gene Ontology annotation, biological process: very long-chain fatty acid biosynthetic process. The transcript has 3 exons.
AUGGCGACCUCAACCAUCACCUUGGUUGUCGAACCACGAGGAAAACCCAUCAGGAAUCUUCCCAAGGAAGUGCAGGUUGCUCCCAAUGCUUCCGCGGACGAAAUUUAUCGCAAGCUCGCCGAGGCAUCCGGCUCCUCCAUCCAUCGCCUGAGGAUCACCAAAGGCAGCGAUCGAACCGUAGUUCCCAACGCGACAUCUGCCACUGUCGAUGCCACCGGCCUCAAGGACAAGAGUGUCGUUCAUGUGAAGGAUCUCGGCCCUCAGAUCGCAUGGCGCACCGUCUUCAUCAUCGAGUACCUGGGACCUCUGAUCAUCCCUGCAUUGUUCCUGUUCCCUCUCCGUCCUUACCUCUAUUAUAAUUUCGACCAACCCCUCCCGGACCCUUCGGACCUCCAGCUCCUCGUCUGCGCGCUGCUGACCAUCCACUUCGCCAAGCGGGAGCUUGAAACCGUCUUCAUCCAUCGGUUCAGCAAUGCGACCAUGCCCGCCCGCAACAUCUUCAAGAACAGCGCCCACUACUGGGUUCUCGCCGGUUUCAACAUCGCCUACUGGGUCUUCCGUCCAGACGCUGCCUCCGCCACCACUCAGCCCAACCCCGCCCUCCUCUACACCGGCCUGGCUUUGUUCGUGUUCGGUGAAUUGGCGAACUUAAACUCCCACUUGGUCCUGCGCAACCUGCGCCGCCCCGGUUCCACCGACCGGGGUAUCCCGUCCGGCUUUGGGUUCAGCGUUGUCACCUGCCCCAACUAUCUGUUUGAGAUCACCGCUUGGGUCGGCGUUUACCUGGUCAGUGGGCUGAGCUGGAGCGUGCUGUUCUUUAUCACCGUUGGCGGCGCCCAGAUGGCAAGCUGGGCCCUGAAGAAGGAGCGCCGCUACCGCAAGGAAUUCCCGGACAAGUACAAGCGCAAGCGGUUUGCCAUGCUUCCUGGAAUCAUCUAG